UGUGCGUGGGGGCAGCGGGGAUGCUGUGUAAUUUUAUCCACGCUGCACUCUGGGAGUUCACACGAGAGCGAUACCUUUUGCCUCCUCUGCUUCGUAUCAAUUGGUCGCAGAUCGGGCUAUUGUUGCGGGGAGCCGCUUUUAUUUCUAUGCUCCGCCGGUCAGCUAUUUCCCCGCAGCCUCCUGCCGAAAUUCAGCGGGGCUCUCUCCCCCCCCGCCUCCUCCUGCCUCUCGUGCCGUCUGUCUAGCUGGAAACCCAAGGAGAAGGCUGAGCGCGGCAGCUCCAUCUCACGCAAACAGCUGGGACUCUUCGGCGGCCUUCGCCGAUGUCUAUUGAUUUAAGUAAAUCUGAGACAGAUAAAAGGGCCAGAUCGGGGCCGAUGAUAAAAACUUGCCGAUGCUUCGCCUCUGGACGCGGUGCGCGCCGUGCCGCCCCGCCGCGCCGCUAGCCGGACGCCGUUAAUGGGAGCCCCGGUGCCGCUCGCCUCGAGCCUCCACUCCCCCGCGGGCUGAGCGCGGCGGUCACCAUGCCACGAUGCUCGUGAUCUGGCUCCUGCUGCUCGCCCUGCUGCCCGAGCCGCGCGCCCCGGGCGCCGCAGCCUCCCCGAGGGCCCCGCGGGAUGCGGGGGGGCGCGGCGGCGUCUACGAGCACCUCGGGGGAGCGCCCCGCCGCAGGAAGCUCUACUGUGCCACCAAGUACCACCUGCAGAUCCACCCCGGCGGCAAGAUCAACGGCACCUUGGAGAAAAACAGCGUCUUCAGUAUCCUUGAAAUAACUGCUGUUGAUGUCGGGAUCGUCGCUAUCAAGGGCUUGUUCUCUGGCAGAUACCUGGCCAUGAACAAAAGGGGCAGGCUUUAUGCAUCAGAGAACUAUAACACAGAGUGCGAGUUCGUGGAGAGGAUCCAUGAACUGGGCUACAACACCUAUGCAUCCCGUCUGUACCGGACUGUACCUAGCGGAACCAGCACCAAGCGCAAAGCCAGUGCAGAGAGACUCUGGUAUGUCUCAGUCAAUGGGAAAGGACGACCCAGGAGGGGCUUUAAAACUCGCAGGACACAGAAAUCCUCCCUCUUUCUGCCCAGAGUAUUGGAUAGCAAAGACCAUGAAAUGGUCCGACUGUUCCACACAAAUGUGAGAUACCGAGAGAGCCUCCUGAAGCCUCCCAGCAAGAACCAGCGAAGACGGAGAGGACGCUGAGGGAGCAGGGAGAGCUUGUGUGGGAACUGGAAGUGAGCAAGUCUUCAAAAUACUACUAAAGGAAAUUAACAGUGGUGAUUGUAUGGCAGGUGUUAACAUGGGCAUUUUUAUACAGUGUGUAAAAUAACUGAACAUGCAUCGCUUACUUUUAGCUAUUUUAGAAUUAUUAUCCAUGGUAAGGGAAA
Messenger RNA from Numida meleagris (helmeted guineafowl), 1380 nucleotides. It is a transcript of the gene FGF3, whose product is annotated as fibroblast growth factor 3. The transcript has 3 exons. Lineage: Eukaryota; Metazoa; Chordata; Aves; Galliformes; Numididae. Gene Ontology annotation, biological process: cell differentiation; animal organ morphogenesis; regulation of cell migration. The coding region runs from base 533 to 1195 and encodes 220 amino acids. Gene Ontology annotation, molecular function: fibroblast growth factor receptor binding; growth factor activity. The record is from RefSeq and is a predicted model, not a curated record. Gene Ontology annotation, cellular component: cytoplasm.